CUUGACUGCCACCACCACCACCAUGAUCAAGACCGCCAUCAUCGCUGCCGUCGCUGCCACCGCCGUCCUCGCCGAGGAGGGCCGCGUCGACUACUUCGCGCCCGGCCCCGUCGCCCACAACGACGCUAUUGAAAUCGUCGGUGGUGUCGAGGCCGAGGUCGGCAAGCACCUGUACGUCACGGGUCUCCGCCGCACGCCGGAAGGCAAGGCCAGCUGCGGUGCGUCGCUCAUCGCGCCGACCGUCCUCCUCACGGCCGCGCACUGCGCUGUCGGCAACUGGGCCGCCAACGCCUCGAUCGGCUCGCACUUCCUCUCGGGCGCCAAGGACGGUGAGCGCAUCGCGAUCACCAAGAUCAUCCCGCACCCCAAGUACGACGCGAAGCAGAUGACCAACGAUUUCGCCAUCAUGCUCCUCGCGUCGCCCUCCAAGGUGACGCCCGUCGAGGUUUACUUUGGCGACAACGACGCCGUCAACGCGCCGGGCAUCAACUCGACGGCCCGCGGCUGGGGCACGGUCAAGAGCGGCGGCCAGCAGUCGGAUGUCCUCAAGGAGGUCGUCCUUAAGAUCUGGGGCAACAAGGAGUGCAACACGGCGAUCCAGAGCGGCGGCUCGGGCUACCCGCAGAUCACGGCCACCAACAUCUGCGCCGGUGGCGUCAAGGGCGAGGACACGUGCCAGGGUGACUCGGGUGGCCCGCUCACGGUCCAGAAGAACGGCGUCGACGUGCUCGUCGGCAUCACGAGCUGGGGCAUUGGCUGCGCCAACGCCGGCCUCCCGGGUAUCUACGCCCGCGUCUCGGAAGCCAAGGACUUUAUCCAGCCGUACCUUGCCGACAAGCCCGCUUGCUAAGCGAGGAUCCUUCCUACGCCCCGCGCCCUCUGUGCUGUCUAGUCUCGUCUGUUGCCAUUUCUCUCUGCAGCGCGGCGCGUCCACUUAAAUACGAUAACAUCUCGGUC
Molecule: messenger RNA, 957 nt
Organism: Saprolegnia parasitica CBS 223.65
Lineage: Eukaryota; Oomycota; Saprolegniomycetes; Saprolegniales; Saprolegniaceae
Exons: 1
Coding region: 23-850 (275 amino acids)
Biological process (GO): proteolysis
Molecular function (GO): serine-type endopeptidase activity
Source: RefSeq, a predicted model, not a curated record